Messenger RNA from Didymodactylos carnosus, 1173 nucleotides. The record is from the annotation of a GenBank genome assembly. Lineage: Eukaryota; Metazoa; Rotifera; Eurotatoria; Philodinida; Philodinidae.
AUGGGUUGUAGAAAAUCAAAAAUUUUACCUGUUAUUGAUUUGCAAUCCACUCGUCUGGGGAGUAACGUACCGCUUGGUCAACAAGUUGACAAUCAUUUUAUUAACAUUGUUUCAAUUGAUUACGACUCAUCUCCGACAAUUGAUGAUAUUGCGACAAUUACGGCACUGUUAGACACUAAAACAAAUCAGAUUGAUCUUCGUCUAUUAGAUGAGAGUGCUUAUAGUCAAACUUUUCGUCAACAACGACAGAAUGUCAUUGAUAAUCAAAUGUAUCGUGAAAUAAUUGAUUCAUGGCGACCAACAUCAAUUCAACAAUUAGUUGAUAAUAUGAAAGAUUUAUCGAAAAAUAAGACAACAAUUGAGAAAGCAUGGGUUAUAUUUUAUUGGAUUGCAUGUAAUAUCGAGUAUGAUGUAAUUUCGUAUUUCAGUAAGAAUUAUGCAGAUCAAUCGGCUGAAGGUGUUUUUCGAACGAGAAAAGGUGUUUGCGCAGGUUAUGGUAACUUGUACAAGAAAUUAGCCGAUAAUAUUGGUUUGCCAUGUGAAACUUGUGGUGGAUAUUCAAAAGGUUAUUCGUUUGAGUUAAAGCAAGCUAAAGAUAAAAAAGAAACUGAUCAUGCAUGGAAUGUAAUUGAAAUUAACAAUCGUUCUUAUUUGAUAGAGUCAACAUGGGCAGCGGGAUCACUGGAUACUUCAAAACAUUUCGAAAAAGAAUUUAAUUCAUAUUUCUUCCUAUCACGUCCCGAUGAGAUGAUUUAUCAUCAUUUACCAGAAGAAGAUAAAUUUCAAUUAUUAUCUCAUCCAAUUAGUCAUGAGCAAUUUUUAAUGUUACCUAAAACAUACCCAGCCUAUUUUGAGCAUCAAAUUGAAGUACUCUAUCCAAAAUUUACGCCCACCGUCACUUUGCUCAAUGGUAAAUCAUUUACAAUCAUUAUGAUAAAGACACCAGCUGAUGUUGGAAUAAUUGCUGACUUAAAAUUAAAUGACACUGUCGUGAAAGGCGGCGAACGUGUACAGUUUGAUAAGAGCAGAAGAAUCUAUUGUUGUUAUUUUGCUCCACAAUCAGUCGGUUUCCAUAAGAUAAUGAUCUAUGCUAAACGAAAAUCAACAGAUGGUAAUAUUUAUUCGAGUGCAAGACUGGUCAAAAUAUUACGUAUUAUUAUGAAGUCAUUUUGA